UGAGGCGGAGCCAAUGGGAGAGCGGCCCUGGGCUUGAAGGAGACAGGCUUCGGCGUUUGGAGGGAGCGCACCGGCGGCAAUGGUGCGCAUCUGCCGCUUCCACCUGCUGCUCCUGCAGCGCAAGAAGAGCCCCUGGCUGCUCUCGGCCCCGCGAUGCCGCCAACGCUCGGAGUCCCGCCCGGACAGCUCUGGUGGGCAGCGGGGUCUGGCGAAGAAGAUCUUCCUGGGAGUGGCGGUGGGGCUCCCCUUGGCGGCCGGGAUCCGCUACGCCACGGCCGAGAAGCAGGAACAGCGCAAAAUGAGGCUGCUGGUGGAUGGCGUCGGCCGCUUCACCAGGUCACUGCGUUUUGGGAUCCAGAUCUCGCUGGAUUAUUGGUGGACCCAUCACAUCUCAUUGCGGGGCCUGGAUGAGAACAGCCCCGAAUACCAGGCGCUCCUCUCCGGCUGCCACGAGCGCUCGGCCGACUGCAUCGUCUCGGGCGCCAUCCAGAACGGGGGCCUCUACGUCAAGCUGGGCCAGGGCCUCUGCGCCUUCAACCACCUCCUGCCCCCCGAGUACAUCACCCGCCUGCGCAUCCUGGAGGACAAGGCCCUCAAGCGCGGGAACACCGAGGUGGACGACCUCUUCCUGGAGGACUUCAACGCCCGGGCCGACCAGCUCUUCCUGGAGUUUGACUACCAGCCCAUGGCCGCCGCCAGCCUGGCCAGAGUCCACCGCGCACGCCUCCAGGACGGGACUCCCGUCGCCGUCAAGGUGCAGUACAUCGACCUCCGGGACCGCUUUGACGGCGACAUCCGCACCUUGGAGCUCCUGCUGCAGAUUGUGGAGCUGAUGCACCCCAGUUUUGGGUUCAGCUGGGUCCUGAAGGACCUGAAGGGGACGCUGGCUCAGGAGCUGGACUUUGAGAACGAGGGCCGCAACUCGGAGCGCUGUGCCCGCGAACUGGCGCACUUUCCCUUCGUGGUGGUCCCCCGCGUCCAUUGGGACAAGAGCAGCAAGCGGGUCCUGACAGCCGACUUCUACGAAGGCUGCAAGAUCAACGAUGUGGAAGGGAUCCAGAUCCAAGGCCUGCAGCCCAAGGACGCGGCAGACAAAUUGAUUCGAACCUUUGCGGAGCAGAUCUUCCUCACAGGCUUCAUCCAUGCCGAUCCCCACCCUGGAAAUGUCUUGGUGCAAAAGGGUCCGGAUGGGAAGGCGCAGCUCAUCCUCCUCGAUCACGGCCUCUACGAAUUCCUGCACGAGAGGGAACGGGAAGCCCUUUGCAAGCUGUGGAGGGCCAUCAUCCUCCGAGACAAUGUCAAGAUGGAGCAUUACUCCAAGCAACUGGGAGUGAAAGGCGAGGACUACUUCCUCUUCUGCGAGAUCCUGCUGCAGCGGCCCAUCAACAUGGCGGAGCUGGCGCUGUCCAACGUCCUGACGCGGGAGGAGGCGGCCUACAUGCAGGACAUGGCCAAGAACCGCUUUGACCGCAUCAUGCGCGUCCUCAAGGACCUCCCCCGCUCCAUGCUGCUCGUCUUCCGCAACAUCAACACCGUCCGGGGCAUCAACGUGGCCCUGGGGACCCCCGUGGACCGCUACUACCUCAUGGCCAAGAGCGCAGUCCGGUGCUGGAGCCAUACGGUCACCCAAAGGUCCAGAGGCAUCGGCAGCAGCUUCCUCGUCCGCUGGAUCCGGGCCGCCUGGGACGGCUUCCUCUUCGAGUUUACACUCAGGGUCCAAGUGACCUCUGUGAAGCUGACUACCUCUUUCCUGCGUUUCCUGGUGUUUGUCGGCUUCCUGAAAAACACCGAAGAGCAAGACCAGAUCUAUGAGUUUUUGCAGGCCUAAGAAGGAGCUUCCGAGCCUGGACCAACUCUCAACUGCGCCGAUCCAUGAACUGGGAAACACAAUAUUAUUAUUAUUUUUUAAUCAAUAAAGUCCUACCGUAACA
Molecule: messenger RNA, 1931 nt
Organism: Anolis sagrei ordinatus
Lineage: Eukaryota; Metazoa; Chordata; Lepidosauria; Squamata; Anolidae
Source: RefSeq, a predicted model, not a curated record